AUGGCAGAAGGCUCUGAUAAUAAUAUGGAGAAGAGAGAGAGAGAGGCUUUGGUACUUCUCGGAUCUUCGCCGUUUGAUCUGUUCUACUCGGUUGCUUCGGCCGCGCUGUACCUCUUGCCGUUGAUAAGAGCUUUUCCACCAACGCUGGUCUUCUCUUGGCCAUCAGCCAUAGCCUCCUCCUCACCACUGACGUUGAUGGUCAAUUUGAGGUUGCUAAGGCCAUAUUCAAGUAUCAGAGUCUUAUCGAUGAAUACCAGAAAUCGCAGAAGAUUUAGCAUAGACCCUUAUGAUGUUUACUGGGCAUUUCUGAUUGGAGAAAAGCCUUGCGGGCCUGAAAUGGAAUGAGUCAACGUAUUAGACUUAAAUGGGAAGAAUUUCGCAGAUCAGGUACUUUUGAAUUUCAUUGUCGGGUUAGUUUUAGUCUACAUUAAGAAAAAUAAACAAGAAUAGAAUUGUGAUUCUCAUUCUGCAACUGAUUGUGGCUGAAAUAACACAGGAAAAAGCUCUUAAUGCAGUUUCAUCGCAAAAUGUCAUACCUGUAAAGAACUCCCAUGCUCUG
Messenger RNA from Rhododendron vialii, 559 nucleotides. RefSeq lists its product as uncharacterized. The record is from RefSeq and is a predicted model, not a curated record. NCBI's taxonomy places the organism in Eukaryota, Viridiplantae, Streptophyta, Magnoliopsida, Ericales, Ericaceae. The transcript is spliced from 5 exons. The coding region runs from base 1 to 345 and encodes 114 amino acids.